Molecule: messenger RNA, 1027 nt
Organism: Drosophila innubila
Lineage: Eukaryota; Metazoa; Arthropoda; Insecta; Diptera; Drosophilidae
Product: salivary glue protein Sgs-3-like
Exons: 3
Coding region: 40-930 (296 amino acids)
Source: RefSeq, a predicted model, not a curated record
AGAUCAGUCAGUGAUUUACAUUCAAACCUGAAAGUUAAGAUGGUUAAGUUCGGAAUAAUUGUCGCGUUUGCGAUAAUAGGAAUGGCAAUGGGCCAAGACCAGUGCGGUGUGUGUAUGAAGAAUAAAGCUUUAUGUCAAACGGAGACCAGUUAUCUGAUCUGCGUCGGUGGUAACACAUUUGGACCCUACGAUUGUGAAGCCGACGAGGUUUGCACCAAUUCCGAUGAUAUUUGCGUAACAAAGUCCGAAAUCACAAGCAAAAUUAAAAAUGUCUGCGGUGAUGGCAAUGGAGCUUGUCAGGCAUGCGCAGCCGGAAAAGUAUUCACCUGUGCAAGCAGAACUCAAGGCGCUCGUUGCGUCAGUGGUCAGAUGUCCACGUCCAUAAUCUUUGAUUGUAAAAAGGAUGAGAUUUGUAUCUCUGAAGCCGAAAGUCAAUACGGUACUGUUUGUGUGCCGAAAUGUGUCGCAGACUUUGGAAAACAUAAUUCAACCUGUUCGAAUGAUGUCUAUACUCCACCAACUUUGGCGCCACCAACAACACCGAGUCCAACUGAACAGCAAAGCAUUUGUGUCCAGGCAGCUGUCGGAAAGGUCACCAGAUUCUUCUAUGCCUACGCCGACUGGUCUUGCAGGAGCUAUGUCUACUGCGAGAGGAACAGUGUGAGCAAUCCCUUCUUCGAAACCACCUUCAGCGGCAGCUGCUCUUCACCUAAUCCCUAUUUCAAUACGGUCACUGGGAGAUGUCAGGCAAAAGUUGCGGAGAAUUGUCGAACUGAUGCCCCAACAACAACCGAAGGACCAACCGAACCCACUACCAAACCAACUACCGAACCCACUACCGAACCCACCACCGAACCCACCACCGAACCCACCACCGAACCCACCACCGAACCCACUACCGAACCUUCCACCACCGAAAAGGUCGAAUAGGCUUCAGAUUCUUUAAACCAUGGCAUCCCAAUCAGAAGAUGUCUAAUUACAUAUUAACUACUAUAUUAAAACAGCUGCAGUUAUAUUACAUAAAAAA